Molecule: messenger RNA, 1260 nt
Organism: Entelurus aequoreus (snake pipefish)
Lineage: Eukaryota; Metazoa; Chordata; Actinopteri; Syngnathiformes; Syngnathidae
Product: golgin subfamily A member 6-like protein 22
Source: RefSeq, a predicted model, not a curated record
AUGAGGAGGAGGAGAAGAAUCAAGAGAAGAAGAAUGAGGAGGGAGGAGAAGGAGGAGAAUGAGGAGGAGGAGAAGAAGAACAAUGAGGAGGAGGAGAAGAACAAUGAGGAGGAGGAGAAGAAUGAAGAGAACAAGAAUGAGGAGGAGAAGAAGAAGGGGAGGGAGGAGGAGAAGAAGAAUGAGGAGGAGGAGAAGAAGAAUGAGGAGGAAAAGAAGAAUGAGGAGGAGGAAAAGAAGAACAAUGAGGAGGAGAUGAAGAAGAAUGAGGAGGAGGAGGAGGAGGAGGAGGAGGAGAAGAAGAAUGAGGAGGAGGAGGAGAAGAAGAGGAAGAAUGAGGAGGAGGAGGAGGAGGAGGAGGAGGAGAAGAAGAAUGAGGAGCUGGAGGAGGAGAAGAAGAAGAAUGAGGAGGAGGAGGAGGAGAAGAAGAGGAAGAAUGAGGAGGAGGAGGAGGAGAAGAAUGAGGAGGAGGAGGAGAAGAAGAAGAGGAAGAAUGAGGAGGAGGAGAAGAAGAAGAAUGAGGAGGAGGAGGAGAAGAAGAAGAAGAAUGAGGAGGAGGAGGAGGAGGAGGAGGAGGAGGAGGAGAACAAGAAGAAGAAUGAGGUGGAGGAGGAGGAGAAGAAGAGGAAUAAUAAGGAGGAGGAGGAGAAGAAGAAUAAGGAGGAGGAGGAGGAGGAGGAGGAGAAGAAUGAGGAAGAGGAGGAGGAGAAGAAGAGGAAGAAUAAGGAGGAGGAGAAGAAGAGGAACAAUGAGGAGGAGGAGGAGGAGGAGAAGAAGAAGAACAAUGAGGAGGAGGAGGAGGAGGAGGAGGAGGAGGAGAAGAAUGAGGAGGAGGAGAAGAGGAAGAAUGAGGAGGAGGAGGAGGAGGAGGAGGAGGAGGAGGAGGAGGAGGAGAAGAAGAAGAAGAAUGAGGAGGAGAAGAAGAGGAAGAAUGAGGAGGAGGAGGAGGAGGAGAAUGAGGAGGAGGAGGAGAAGAAGAAUGAGGAGGAGAAGAAUAAGGAGGAGGAGGAGGAGGAGGAGAAGAAGAAGAAUGAGGAGGAGGAGGAGGAGGAGGAGGAGAAGAAUGAGGAGGAGGAGAAGAAGAGGAAGAAUGAGGAGGAGGAGGAGGAGGAGGAGGAGGAGGAGGAGGAGGAGGAGGAGAAGAAGAAUGAGGAGGAGGAGGAGGAGGAGGAGGAGGAGGAGGAGGAGGAGGAGGAGAAGGAGAAGAAGAAUGAGGAGGAAGAAGAAGGUGAGGGAGAAGAGAAAAGAGGACAAGAAAGUUGA